ACCAGAGUGAUCCUUAUGAAGGGAGUUCAAAAUUUCCUUGUAGUUUUUGCCCUAUUGACAUUGGCUUUCUCAUUAGCCUCAGCCUCAGAUCCUAGCUCUCUGCAGGACUUCUGUGUAGCCCUUAAUGAUACCAAGCACGCCAUAUUUGUAAAUGGGAAGUUCUGCAAGGAUCCAAAACUUGCCACUGCGGAUGACUUCUUCUUUUCAGGGCUUGACAAAGCAGGAAACACAUCAAAUGCAGUGGGAUCAAGAGUUACUCCAGUCAAUGUUGACCAAAUUCCAGGACUUAACACUCUUGGCAUAUCAUUGGCUCGAAUUGACUAUGCACCUUAUGGUGGCCUAAACCCUCCUCACACUCACCCCCGUGCCACGGAAAUCCUAGCUGUAAAAAAGGGUACACUCUAUGUUGGCUUUGUUACAUCAAACCCGGAUAAUAAAUUCUUCACCAAAAUCCUGAAGAGAGGAGAUGUGUUUGUUUUCCCUGCUGGUCUCAUUCACUUCCAGUUCAAUAUUGGGAAAACUAACGCCAUUGCCUUUGCCGGUCUCAGCAGCCAGAAUCCAGGAGUUAUCACUAUUGCCAAUGCUGUCUUUGGUUCCAACCCACCUAUCAAUCCUGAUGUACUUGCUAAGGCCUUCAAACUUGAUAAGAAAGUGGUGGAAUUUCUUCAAACUCAGUUCUGA
Theobroma umbraticum is the source of this 681-nucleotide messenger RNA. RefSeq names its product germin-like protein subfamily 1 member 13. The record is from RefSeq and is a predicted model, not a curated record. NCBI's taxonomy places the organism in Eukaryota, Viridiplantae, Streptophyta, Magnoliopsida, Malvales, Malvaceae. Gene Ontology annotation, molecular function: manganese ion binding.